This is a messenger RNA of Cucurbita pepo subsp. pepo (vegetable marrow), 1762 nucleotides long. It is a transcript of the gene RKD5, whose product is annotated as RWP-RK domain-containing protein. Gene Ontology annotation, molecular function: DNA-binding transcription factor activity. The record is from RefSeq and is a predicted model, not a curated record. NCBI's taxonomy places the organism in Eukaryota, Viridiplantae, Streptophyta, Magnoliopsida, Cucurbitales, Cucurbitaceae.
GCUGAACAAUACCCAAUAGCCAGAUUUAAAAGCUGUCAUGAAUGGUGGAUUCUGUUCAUCUGCCACUUUUCAUACAUAAGGCGAGGGUCAGUGAAUGUUUUCAUUUAGAAUUCAGGAUAAAUUGUUAACUUAACUCUGUUUUGAAAGUACUCUUGUUGGAAUCUGAAAUGGUGCGACUGUUUUUUUGUGAAUGAUAUUUUAUCAUGUAUGAGAAUGUUGUGAUUGUUCUUGAAUAAUCAUCAAUAGGCUUUUUUGUGGAGGUUCUUGAAGUUGAAUGAUAGGUUUUUUUGCCUCAAAAGAUGAAACUAGCUCACUCAUAAGAACUCGACCAAACUUAUUAAUGCAGGAACAUUGAAGGUGUGAUUAAUUUGAAACUUUCAAGAUCGAUGGAAAGUUUUCAUUUACCACGAAACUGCUAAAAGAGCACGGUUUUGCAACAAAUUCAAAUUUACACAAUUUAAGAGCAUUUUGUAUAAUCUUUCUCUAGGAAAAGUUAUUUAUUUAUGGAUUCUUUUAAAUAUAGUUAUGGUUUAUGAGAUGUUAUAUAUCGUUUUGUUGAUCCUAAAGACGUUGGAUAUCGAGAUCAAAAUCUAUUUUCAUUUUACACGUGGGUUGAACUAUCUACGAUAAUUAUUUUAAGAUAUUGCAUCAUUGAAACCUAUAAUCUUUUAAAAGAAACUGUCAGGUCAUUCAUUAAUGGUGAAUAAUAUUAGGAAGGGAAAAUCCCUAAAAACCAGCCCAGAUGGGUUUCAGGCAUUUAAAAGAUGGGCAACAGAAAAUGGGAACUUGUGCGUGAUUCUUAAGCCAAAUGACGAAGAAGUUCAACCUCCAAUCACCAUUCCAUCUCCUGAAGAACCACUUUUGGUUCAUUCUUUAUUCUCUGCUUGGAGUUUUCUGCUCUUUGAAUUUGUCUUCUUCACAGAACAGAAUAAGAGCAGCUUCCAUGUAAAUCAUCCAUGUAAAGGGCUGUCUAAGUUUUCAGAGCUUUCGUUGUUUCACAGAUGAUGAGUUCUGGGUUCAGUACAGAGUUCCCAAAUGUUGCAGAUCCAAUGCAUGAUUCAUAUCUAUCUUGUUUUCCCAAGCUAAACGAUGACAAGUUUCUUCAUCAAGACCUCAACUUCCUUCCUUGCUCUUCUUCAAUGGCUGUAUCUAAAGGGCCUGAGAUUCAUCAAAUGAAAGAGUUCUGUGAACCAGUUCUUGCAAAGAAGAAAAGGAGAGCUACAAGUGAGCAUAUUGCCGGAAUUGCUCUAUCAGAUCUGGCUAAAUACUUUGAUGUUCCUAUUACAGAAGCUUCAAGAAGUCUAAAUGUUGGAUUAACAGUGCUGAAAAGAAAAUGCAGAGAGUUUGGGAUUCAUCGAUGGCCGCACAGGAAGAUCAAGUCCAUUGAUGGUCUAAUCCGAGAUCUUCAGGAAGAAGCAAAGCAUAGAGAGGAAGAUCAGAAAGCUUUGAUGGCAGUGACAAAGAGGCAAAUGAUGUUGCAGAAUGAAAGAGAGAGCAUCGAGAGGACACCAUUUAGAGAGCUGGAGAGUGAGACCAAGAGAUUUAGGCAAGAUGUUUUCAAGAGAAGGCAUAAAGCUAGAGCUCUAGUAAGCCACAGUCCAGUUUAGUUUGCAGCAGCCAUUAUAUUCAACAAAAUAAAUGACUUGCAAAGUAGUUUGUUACUUUUUUUAAUCUCGAUCUUGUCUCGAGAUCAAGGUCUUUCAAUGCAAUAUUGUAUCUCAUCUUGGUUCCCAAUCGACAUGGCCCACAUGUCUUGAUGUUA